AUGGGCUCCGUGAAAACUGUGUCUUCCCGCCGGGGCGAAGGUGGGGACCCGCUCGAAAUCCCAGGCGGAGGAAGCCUGGGAACCUGGGGUUCGGCAGGGCACCAGAAGCGCCCCCCUACUCGCGGGGAAUCCUAUCUAGGGGCUCCGGAGCGAAGUGGGGUGAGAAGCGCGGUGCUACGAACUGACUGCUACUUUCACGGAGUGAAGCCGCACAGCCAUUGCCAGAGAGCGCUGGCUUUUUCCUGUGGACAAUUGGACUUAAAACAAGUACCCGUGAGUAGAAACGGAAAAUUGGAUCAAGAAAUUGUUUUAAUUUGGUAA
This is a messenger RNA of Podarcis lilfordi (Lilford's wall lizard), 321 nucleotides long. The record is from the annotation of a GenBank genome assembly. Lineage: Eukaryota; Metazoa; Chordata; Lepidosauria; Squamata; Lacertidae.